GGUAAUCAGCAGAAGCGUCGUGGUGGGUGGCCUCCGACCGCCAAACCCGAGGUGCUGUGGACGUUGGACGAGAGGAUCCAUCUCGCGAGGAUGAUGCAAGAGGACGACGCCCUCAUGGCGGACGCCAGCGGCCAACACCGCAUGAUGGCGAUGAAGGAUCGGUACGCAUGGGUCGUCGCACGGAUGAAGGAUGCCGGGUACAUGCACAGGACAGCGGAGGAUUGCCGGAAGAAGUGGACGAACAUGAUGAUAACAGCGAAGCUCAUUCUCGACAAGCAACAGAAGAAGUCGGGGGAGCCAUCGUAUUUUGACAUAACAAUUGAGGAGCGGAGAGAGAGGAAAAUGCCGUUGUCUUUCGAGAAGGCGUUGUGGGACGCGAUGACGUGGAAACUUGAUCGACCAUCCAUCCAGUGCGACAAGACUAUGGCAUCGGAGUCACUCCCGGGGAAACGACAGGAGCCAUCACCGACGGUCGAAUCCGACGCAAUGGGGACAGAAGAGUCGGACAACUCAAACAAGGCACGUCGAACAGGGAUCGGCAAGGCGAGGGUGCAUGAAGGCGGAUCAGGCGGAUCGUCCUUGGGCAAAGUAAUGGAAGACUCAACGAGAUCGUAUUGUCAGGGACUUGACAAUGCGACGUCCACCCUGGUGACAGCGAGAACAGAGGCAGGCACGGCAAUUGCAGCGAGAAUAGUGCGCGUCAACGAUGUCCAUGCGAUGGACAUCACGGCUGGAUUGGGGUUUGACAGCGAUGGCGCUUUGAGCCACGUACUCCUGUUCGUGACGAAGAGGCAUGAGGUGGUGGCAAACAGAUGGGAAGGUCUCCACCGGGACGCGGUGGGGGACACCAUCAAGUACCUUGUGUCCGCCAUCGCCGAAGAGUUUGAGAACCGCAUGGACAACACGCCUUGCGGUGUUGUUGGCGAUGAUGAUGAUGAUGACGAGUUAUAUGACGGCGACGAUGAUGAUGAUGACGAGUUAUAUGACGGCGGCCAUUAACAUGAUGAUGAUGACAUGUAUGCAGUGGUGUUCUUGGCGGUGAUUCUUUGUGGAUUGCAUUUUUUUUUGUUUUUGGGGAACAUGUCAUGUAAGUAG
Chara braunii is the source of this 1095-nucleotide messenger RNA. The record is from the annotation of a GenBank genome assembly. NCBI's taxonomy places the organism in Eukaryota, Viridiplantae, Streptophyta, Charophyceae, Charales, Characeae.